UUCUCUCUGCACCUGAACAACAUUUUCGUCCCCUCUUCCUUUAGUCGGUUCUGUUGCUUCGAACUUUCUGUGAAUCUCGAACUCGGUUUUCCUCCGCCUAUAUCGUUCGGUUCUACGGCGGUUAUCCCGGCGGCGAAGCUAAUUCACGGUAACGAAGAUGUUGGGUGCAACACCCAUAUUGCCACUUGAAGCUCCUCCAGCUGAUGGGAACCUCGGACCGCUUCCUCCUUCUCAAGUAACGGAGCAGUUUAACGAAGAGAAAGACUCAGAAGUGGAGCAGACCAAUUCGAAUUCGGCUCCGGCAUCUGUUGCUACUCACACAAAGACUAUCGGAAUCAUACAUCCUCCUCCAGAUAUCAGAAAUAUCGUCGAUAAAACAGCUCAGUUCGUCGCUAAAAAUGGGCCAGAGUUUGAGAAGAGGAUUAUAGCUAGCAAUGCCAACAAUGCUAAAUUCAACUUUUUGAGCGGGUCAGACCCAUAUCACGCCUAUUAUGAGCAUAAACUGUCUGAGUUUCGUGCUCAGAAUCAAGUUUCGGUUGAGCAGCCUGGUGAAUCGGCUGCUCCAGAGGCCAAACCUGCCCCUGCAGCUGUUGAUGGGGCUGAAGCAGCUGCCAAACCCGAUCUUCAAGCUCAGUUCAGGCCUGCCCCUCCUAAACCUCUUGAUCCUCCAGAGCCUGAAAAGUAUACUGUAAGACUUCCUGAAGGUAUCACUAGUGAGGAACUGGAUAUCAUUAAGCUCACAGCUCAGUUUGUUGCACGUAACGGGAAAUCGUUCUUGACGGGGCUGACGAGUAGAGAGAUUAGCAAUCCUCAGUUUCAUUUUCUGAAGCCUACCCAUAGCAUGUUCUCUUUUUUCACUAAUUUGGUCGAUGCUUAUUCAGAAGUGUUAAUGCCUUCCAAGGAUUUUAUAGAAAAACUGAGAAAGAGUGCUCCCGACAUGACCACAGUGCUUAGGCGUUGUUCACAUCGUCUUGAGUGGGAACGUGUGCAGGCACAACAAAGGCAGAAAGAAGAGGAUGAGAAGCAGCUGGAGAGAGAUCUGAUGGCUUCGAUUGAUUGGCACGAUUUUGUUGUUGUUGAGACAAUAGACUUUGUUGACGAGGAGGAUGACGAAUUACCACCUCCUAUGACACUGGAGGAGGUUAUAAGGAGAAGCAAGAUAUCAGCAAUGGAAGAAGAUGAAAUUGUUGAGCCUGGAAAAGAGGUCGAGAUGGAAAUGGAUGAAGAAGAAGUUAAGCUUGUUGAAGAAGGUAUGAGAGCUGCUAACCUGGAAGAGAAUGGUGCUGUGCAGAAGGAUAAUGUAAAAGAAGAACCAGAACCACCCAUGAGAAUUGUUAGGAACUGGAAGAGGCCAGAAGAAAGAAUCCUGGCCGAGAGAGACCCGACAAAGUUUGUGGUAUCACCAAUAACGGGUGAGCUCAUUCCUAUCAGCGAGAUGUCUGAACACAUGAGGAUUUCACUCAUCGAUCCCAAGUACAAAGAGCAGAAAGAUAGGAUGUUUGCUAAGAUCCGGGAAACCACUCUUGCACAAGACGACGAGAUUGCAAGAAAUAUAGUGGGACUUGCUCGUACACGUCCCGAUAUCUUUGGAACCACCGAGGAAGAGGUUUCAAAUGCUGUCAAGGCUGAGAUUGAGAAGAAGGACGAGCAACCAAAACAGGUAAUCUGGGAUGGCCACACUGGAAGCAUUGGGCGCACGGCAAAUCAGGCAUUGACGCAAAGUGCAAAUGGAGAAGAUCAAGGUGAUGCUGCUAUUGGGGAUGCAAGUAGUAAUCUCCCUGGUCCAGCAGCUCCUCCUCCUCUCCGGCCGGGUGUUAUAUCAGUUAGGCCACUACCACCGCCUCCUGGUCUUACACUGAAUCUCCCCCGGAUUCCUCCUCCCUCUCUUCAAUAUCCUGGUGCACCGAGGCCUGUUGGCAUUCCAAUGAUGCCAUCCAUGCAUCAAGCUCUUCAGUCUCCGAUGCCGAUGGCAUCAGGACAGCCUUCAAUGCUUGUCAAUCGGCCACCAGGUAUGCAACCAUCCAUGGGUCAACAUGGUAUGCCCGUGCCACCCCCGCCAGGUUCUCAAUUUGCUCAUAUUCCAGUUCCUCGACCUUUCACUCUUUCUAUGCCGCCACCACCCACUAUGCCUAUGAUGCAACCCCCACCUAUGCCUGGAGUUCCUCCUCCUCCACCACCUGAGGAGGCACCGCCACCGCUUCCAGAGGAGCCCGAGCCGAAGAAACAGAAACUUGAUGAGUCAGCUCUUAUUCCGGAAGAGCAAUUUCUUGCUCAACAUCUGGGUUCGGCUACCAUCAAGGUGUCUGUACCCAACGUGGAUGACGGGCAGAACCUCAAAGGGCAGGUUCUUGAAAUCACAGUGCAAACACUGUCUGAAACUGUCGGCAGUUUGAAGGAGAAAAUUGCAGGGGAGAUACAACUUCCCGCUAACAAACAGAAACUAAGUGGAAAAGCCGGUUUUCUCAAGGACAACAUGUCUCUUGCUCAUUACAAUGUCUGUGGAGGAGACACCCUAGCACUCUCUCUGAGAGAACGUGGUGGAAGAAAGAGAUAAAUAGGGUUUUAGCUCGAGUACUGGUCUUCACCAUGAGGAAAUAGUCCGCAUGCUCAUGCAGAAGGAUUUCUACUCCCAGUUAAUCUGAUGUUUACUCAUACCAUCAGAUGUAUUGGUCUUUGCCGUUUGAGAUCAUUGUUCUCUACUCUCAUCUCAUAUCUACAAUAGAGUUGUCACUCUGAGACUCUUGUUGUUACCGACAUUUAGAUGAAACCCGUAUUGUCUGUCUACUUCUGUUACUAACUGCUUUCCUUUUUGCAUUUGCAGCUAUUUUUGAGGCAACUAUUGGUGUUAUGUAACAAUCCUAGUUCUUUUUAAUUCAGCUUUUUUGGGAACA
Tarenaya hassleriana is the source of this 2891-nucleotide messenger RNA. RefSeq names its product probable splicing factor 3A subunit 1. The transcript is spliced from 3 exons. The coding region runs from base 158 to 2554 and encodes 798 amino acids. NCBI's taxonomy places the organism in Eukaryota, Viridiplantae, Streptophyta, Magnoliopsida, Brassicales, Cleomaceae. Gene Ontology annotation, molecular function: RNA binding; protein binding. Gene Ontology annotation, cellular component: U2 snRNP; catalytic step 2 spliceosome; U2-type prespliceosome. The record is from RefSeq and is a predicted model, not a curated record. Gene Ontology annotation, biological process: regulation of alternative mRNA splicing, via spliceosome; mRNA cis splicing, via spliceosome.